Messenger RNA from Staurois parvus, 339 nucleotides. NCBI's taxonomy places the organism in Eukaryota, Metazoa, Chordata, Amphibia, Anura, Ranidae. The record is from the annotation of a GenBank genome assembly.
AUGACAGCCGGGUGCCCAGUGCGCAUGAGCGAGAAGCACUUGCGCUUUGUGAUUGGUCUGGCAGCUUCUGGGAUCUGUCAUGUGUCCCAGGUACCGCCUUACCAUUCACAAAAAGCACCGCUUCUUGCACAUGCGCACUUGGCACCUGGCUGUCAUGCUCAGUGCCCACACUACAGAAGCCGGAAGACAGUGCGCCGCUGGAUAGAGGAACAGGUAAGAUCAAAGAACAAAGAAGCAAAGAGCCGCAUUCAUUUUGGCCGGGAGCCGCACGCGGCUCGAGUGCCGAGUGUUCGCCAACCCUGGCCUAGGCAAUCGGAAGCGGAAGUUGACCUCCUACCC